AUGUACGUAUCUAGAACAGGAACAGCUACUAAACGUUUUUGCGAUUUCUUUUUUUCUUUUCUUUCAGUAACUAACGUAAAAUCUGAUCAAGAAAGAAAGGACACGGUGAAUAUUCUUUUGCCUGCUACAAAUGAUAAGCAUAAACAGCCAUCUACUCCACAUACUCCUCAUACACCACUCAGCAACCAUGGUAGCACUGAAAUUCCUGCGAAUAAAUCAUAUUCCAUAGAUGAAACGCAGCCUAACGAUAUUGGUCCAAGUAAGGGUCCCUUUAUGCUUGCUCCAACUCCGGCACAACUUGGCCGAGCACCGCUACAAAGGAGACAGUCAAUGGCAAUGCCUCCCGCGUCAAAUGCAGGAGACCAUGGGCCUCUGAUGUCUCAACACAGUGAGAAUCGUCCACAAACAAAUGCAUCUCAAACCACAGAGCAAAUACAACAGCAGCAGAAUUUCUCAGAAUCUCACGCUUCCCCAUCACCAUCUACCAAGAAGGGUUCUUUCUUCAAGAAGAACGUCGAAGAUGGAAUGGACAGUAAAAUGUCAAAGGGGAACGUAAUUGAUUACAGAGUUCUCGAGCAAGUAAAUUUCCAAGAAAAAUUCUCAUCCUUGCCAGAAUUUAAACCAGAAGAUAUACAGAGUCCAAGCGCGAUCAGCAUUAACACAGCGGGUUCGUCUGGCCAUGGCCCGGUAGUAACGUCUGGCUUGCAUUCGUCAAAUUUACAAUCAUCGAUACAGAUGCAAAGUUAUCGGAAGAAAUCUGCACAAGCACCUCAUAGGCCCACAAUGAAUGAGGACGACAUCGAAUCAGAUACGUCAAUAUCUGCCACUCCAAAAUCAACUUCCAGCGUCAAGUUGACAGGGAACACGUUCUUCGGUCCCGAUUUCAACGUCGAUGCAUACAGAGCUAACACGGAUCUGGUAGGAGAUGUCGACGCUGGCUCUCCUAGGACACCGAAAACACCUGGAGGGGGUGCUGGAAACUCGGGUGUAGGAAUCGGCAGGAACGAAAAUGAACGGGGUCACAGGAAAGUGCUAGAGCAACGUCGACAUCUCGUGAUGCAACUGUUUCAAGAACACGGUUAUUUCCCUUCGACGCAAGCAACUACAACCUUUCAAGCGAAACACUCGGAUAUAUUUCCUAAUAAGACGAGUUUGCAGUUAAAGAUUAGAGAAGUCAGGCAAAAAUUGAAAGCUAACUCGACACCUAUGAGUGCUAACAGUCUAGUGAGUCCACUACCUGUUUCCGAACCCUCACCUAACGUAACUGGUAAUUACUCGAGCAUUAUUUCGAACAAUCGUAAAGUAAGAGAGUGAAACGUAAAUUCUGCAAAAUUAAUUUCUGCCUUUACAGGACCAUUGACUGCUCCUCCUACGUCGAUGGGAGCUCCACAUACACUGCCUGUAAGCAGUAGUGGUAGCUAG
Messenger RNA from Heterotrigona itama, 1422 nucleotides. Lineage: Eukaryota; Metazoa; Arthropoda; Insecta; Hymenoptera; Apidae. The record is from the annotation of a GenBank genome assembly.